This is a messenger RNA of Penicillium soppii, 387 nucleotides long. RefSeq lists its product as uncharacterized. Lineage: Eukaryota; Fungi; Ascomycota; Eurotiomycetes; Eurotiales; Aspergillaceae. The coding region runs from base 1 to 387 and encodes 128 amino acids. The transcript is spliced from 2 exons. The record is from RefSeq and is a predicted model, not a curated record.
AUGCAGCUGAAACCCCUCCUCACCAUUUGUGUGGCUGCUCUGACCGGUACUGCAUCGGCAAUCCCCCAUGUUGCCGGGCCAUACCACGGUGCUCAUAUCCCCAUCCAUGUGCCAACCAAUGCUACCAGCUCUCACAACGCUACUACAACGGGUACUCGGGGCAAAGCUCCUUUGUCGACGGGAUCGGCUAGGAAUGGCACGGCCAGAACUCAUGCCCCUAUGAUUCACCAUGGUAUCAACCAUGUCAAUGUUAACCACUGCCACGAACUUUGCUCCUUGGAAGCUCAGACCUGCUCGCUUGCUGUUCCUGACGAUGAUGAGUUUUGUUGGUCGGUUUACCUGCGGUGCACGGAGAAGUGCCGCCCUGAGAAUUUCCGCAGAAUUUAG